GCUACUUUUACAGACUUGACGACGCUCAGUCUGCGUACAUAUGAUUGGCCAAGCAGAUAAAGUCAAAUUUGCUUCAUUGUGCUACCAAGUAGAAUAUGUAUCUUAUUUCGUGACUUAAUGCUGUAUAUUUGUUCAGUUUUUAUUGAUAAAAACUAUUAUUUCUGGGACGGGUUAGUCAUGCAUUCACGACCACAUUCAUUUCUAUGAUCUGCAAUACAUUCCAUGCAAUGGGGAAAUACCUUCAUCACCGCAGCAAUAUGAUUUAUAUUUGGUGCAGAUGUGCUGGGGUCUGUGAUAGGACUGAAGGAGUGUUGACUCAUUCCUUACCACUUAUUCCUAAGACUAGAACAAAGAGGGCCAUGUAGGGCCAUCCAUAACUCCAUAACUCACUUAACAUGAUAACACUUGUAACUAAUAUUGACCUCAAAUGUGAUUGAAUUACAGUAUAAAAACUGUGCGAAGAGUGAUUCUAUCACUAUUCUAGUGAUUUUAUUAACCAACUGAUAAUGAUUUUUUCUUACACAUUUGCUAAUUACUUUCAUCUAUUUAGGUCCUGUUGGCCUAUGUCAUUAAGGGCUUGGAGCCACAGGGGCAUAAGUGCCAUGUUGGGCAAAACUGAUUAAUUGGAUUUGUAUAGCCCUUUUUACAAGCAAUAUCACAGAGGGCUUCACAUAGGACUCUACCUAAACCAACCUAAAGGGAAAAACUCCAGAAAAUGGAAGAAACCUUGGAAGGAGUAAUUCAGUGACAGCCUAUAUCAAAUGAAAGCUCUCGUGAGAUCGUUUCAGUGACAAAAACACACAACUGAAAUGACGACACACUGGUUGUACUUAAAAUAAAACUGAAAGGCAAAACAGUAAAAGUGGGACAGUGGGCGAAAUUUGUUUUGGCUCUCCUGUAAAAUCUGAGCUCUCACUGUGAACUGCUGUGUAGUCAGCUGCUUCUCUGAUGUGGAACUGGAACUCCCUCCCGGAUAAGUGUAAUUACAAUGCAGCUCUAAUCACCAGCUAAUUACUGAGUGUCCAAGGACCAGCUGUGGCAGGACCUUAAAGGGGACAGUGAUUUGAGUCACCAGAGAUCCACCCAACCUACACAUCCAUAAUAAGGCAAACCCCUAAAUUGGAAAUCUAGUUGUCUAAAGAAGGCAAGGUCCUUAGCAGCAGAUUCCUACAUUUCUUGGGGAUAGGCAUAGCUCAGUGGUAGAGCACUUGAGGUUACUGGGUUAAAUCCUUCCCGGAUGUUGCUUUGGGUAAAGCUUCUGCUAAAUGAAUACUUUGCAUUUAUUUUACAUUCUUGGGAUGCCUGGCUGAUUAUGUUUGAGAAGCAGUGCAUUUGUUUAUUCGUUUCUUUCCUAUCAUCAGCGCAAAUAGAGAAAUACAAAUUGCUCAUCUGUAACUAAUUAAAACAGUGUCUACAAGGACAAUCUGUCCACACAGCUCACAGUGGGUCUACCAUGAAUAGUGGACCUAUAGAACACACUCUCCCCAAGGUGACUCAUACCUCCUUCUUGGAUGUUCUCCUAGUAGAGACCACUGCAUGAGUUCCUGGUAAAGUAAGCUAUGAGGCCAGGCUGCCCUGAGAGCUGUGGGAUGUGUGCCCCAGAUUCAUGUCAGAGUCUGGGUAUUUUACAAGGUCCCCACCACAACCAGCUCAGCACCACCACUCACCAGCCCAUUAUCAGUGUCACGGAAAAUAGAUGUCAGACCACUAAUACAGGAAUACAGGGAAAGUCAGCAACUGCAAUUGGUGACCUUCAUCAUUAAAAUACACCCAAUUGUGAGAUGUUCUUGUGUGUUACUUUACAUCUGUGCUGUCUCAGAAGCCAAAGAGUUAGUUCAUGUUGUUAAACUCCACUUGGAUUUGUGUACACGAGGGAGUCUGGAGGCUUUCAUUCAGGUUAGGUGUUUAUGCUUGAAAGUACAUGAGUCUUCUCGGGGGCUGGGGAAUUGAUGAAAUGUAGUCUGGAUCACUGCAAUAUUUUCCAGUGGACGUUAAGGUGCUGGUGGAAAGUACUCACAUUGCCAUUAUAAACAUGGGAUUUUGUCAUAGUGUAGUAUAGUUGUUUGUAAAAUACAUAAAGUCGACUGGUUUUUAAUUACACUUUAGCUAGUGAGUAAGGUUUCUUUUUCUGUUAUCGGACCACUCUCUGUUUACAAGGACUCUGAAAACAGGCCAUAGAAGAAGGAAAAUUCUAGUUCCCCACUCUUCUAUGUAAACAUGAGUGUUCCAGAAGGGAUCAUGUUCAUGAAAUGGAACAAACCACAAAAGCUGGGAAAGAAGGGGCUCUCCAACCACAGUGCACAGCAGCUACAAUGAGGUGAUGCCCGAGGAAGAUUACACUCCCCGCCUAGACUACAGAACUCCACAUUGGUGUCACUCUCUGAGCCUGGCCAAUGGGGAGGUGACGUGUUUCUCCCCCCGAGGAGGGAACUACCGCAGCACGCUGGGAACGCGCUGCUUGAUGACCUGCGACCGAGGUUACAGACUGCUGGGCAGAACGUCCGUGCAGUGCAUGGCCAACCGACGCUGGUCUGGCACCACGCACUGCCGCAGGGUGCGUUGCCGUGUGUUGCCUCUUAUCUUGCAUGGCUCGUACACCUGCACCCAGGGCUUUGUGGUGGACUCCCGCUGUGACUUCACCUGUGACAAAGGCUACAGGAUGGAGGGGGAACACUCUCGCACCUGCCUGGAUGGGGGGUCAUGGGGCGGCUCUGAGCCCAUCUGUGCAGAUCACGACCCUCCAAAAAUUAGGUGUCCUCUGUCUAGAGUUAAGGUUGCAGAGCCUGGGAAACUAACUGCCACUGUCUCCUGGGAAGCCCCUGUUGCCACGGACACUGCUGAUAAAACACUAAAUGUGAUACUGGUGAGUGAAUUGCCUGAAACAGGCUUCAAAGAGGGGACAAACGUUGUCCAGUACAAAGUAUAUGACCAAGCCAGGAACAGGGCUACCUGCAGGUUUAUAGUGCGUGUUGAGGUGCGGAGGUGUCCGGUCCUCAAACCUCCUCUGCACGGCUACGUCACCUGCUCCUCCGAUGGGAACAACUAUGGGGCGGAGUGUGAGUGUCACUGUGACGGGGGCUACGAGAGAAGGGGAGCAUCCUCCCGUGUCUGCCAGUUUGACCACAGCUGGACCCACGAACCUGCUGAGUGUAUUGCUAUGGAGUUUAAAGCUGAUGUGAGGUCAGCCUCUGCCCUCCUGGAACAGUUCUAUGAGAAAAGGAGGCUCCUGAUUGUGUCGGCGCCCAACAUCGCUGAUCAGGACUACAAGCUCCAGAACCUAAUGAUACAGAAAGCGAGCUGUGGCUUGGAGCUGAGGCAUGUGACAGUGAUCGAGCUGGUGGGUUCGCCUCCGAGAGAGAGGGGCCGCAUCAAGGACCGUCGGCUGGGCCCUGAGGUCAUCGAGGGCCUGAGGCUGGCCCUGAGAAUCUCCAGAUCCUACUUCAACAUGGUGCUGCUGGAUAAGCAGAGUGUGGACCGAGAGAGAUUCAUCACCACCACCACCUCAGACGAGCUCUUCUCACACAUUGAUGACUACCUGCUGGACGAGGAGGAGCGAAACAGGCUAGAACUGUACAGGGACCACUGUGACUAGAUCAGCAGUGCACCCCCUGGUGGAUGCUGGAGAGUACAGUCACCCCUCAGUCCUUAAGGAAAUUAUCUGUGUUGUAGAGAUUUUACCAAAGCAGACUUUAAAUAAUGACCUUUUUAUACCUUUUAACAUUUUCACUAACUGCACAGGUAUAACAAACAUGAAUGAUUACAGGUUUAGUCAGUUCAUAUAUUUAUUAUGUGAAUAAAAUAUUUUAUACAGGCAUGAUUCAAAAUAAACUUAAGUUUAAACUUGAACGUUAAAAUAAUUAAAAUAUUUGAAAGACAAUAUUUACCUUGCUGUCUACAAAUGAAGAGCAUUGUGUAUAAGAAUACAAAUAUGUAAUUUUGUGCAACAACAAUAUUUACAUAUAUAUAUAUAUAUAUAUAUAUAUAUAUAUAUAUAUGCAUUCACUACAAGCUUGAUGUCUCCAUAAAUCAUUAGUCAGUCUCUAAGGAUGCUAGCUAGAUUAUCUGUAUUCCAAACCUGAAUAACUGGAUAACUAGUGCAAGAGAAAAGCACCCCCUAUAAAAACCACUGUUUAUAAUGAG
Molecule: messenger RNA, 4140 nt
Organism: Osmerus eperlanus (European smelt)
Lineage: Eukaryota; Metazoa; Chordata; Actinopteri; Osmeriformes; Osmeridae
Gene: srpx2
Product: sushi-repeat containing protein X-linked 2
Exons: 10
Coding region: 2321-3592 (423 amino acids)
Biological process (GO): positive regulation of synapse assembly; cell-cell adhesion; positive regulation of cell migration involved in sprouting angiogenesis
Molecular function (GO): signaling receptor binding
Source: RefSeq, a predicted model, not a curated record